AUGCCACUCCUCCAGACAUCCGAAUCUUCACCGUCGCCAUUCGACUCAUGGCCCCAAGCUCGCCUGUCAACCUUUGAGCGCACUCUUGUCAAACAAAUUGACAUUCGCCUCAUGCCGCUCCUGUGUUUGUUCUAUAUCCUGAACUAUCUCGAUCGCAAACAAUACGACACAUGUGUCUCGAUCCUCUUUGUCGGGUACAGUACGUUCGCAGCCCUAACGAGUCGUCCCCUCCAAUGUCGUCCUUUCUCACAUCUCUUACCCCGCAUACUACAUUUGCGGCUGCAUGGCGUUUGGGGAUUUCUGUCUGCCUGCACUUCCAUAACGCAAAAUUUCACCGGCUUACUGCUGUGCAGAUUCCUACUGGGUUUCGCAGAGAGCGCAUUCUUUCCUGGAGCUAUGUUUUACAUAUCUUCAUGGUAUAACAAGAAAGAAUUAGCUCUUCGUGCAGCAUUUCUCUUUAGUGGCUCACCUAUAGGUAGCGCUCUCGGAGGACCUGUCGCCGUUGGGUUACUGAAAUUAGAUGGGACAUGCGGGAUGGCUGGCUGGCGCUGGUUAUUUCUCGUGGAAGGCCUUGCGACAAUCGCAAUAGCUCUUUUAAGCAUAUUUAUUCUCCCCGAUCUCCCAUCUUCCCCACAUCUUCUCCGGGAUUCCCAUCGACGGAGUACCAGGGAUGGAAGCGGAAAUGCGAAAAGGAUCAACCUUCUUGAGGCUUUCUGGAUGGUGAUCGUCGAUGAGAAAACUUGGAUGUUCGGCGCGAUUUUGACAUGUAUAUCUGUUGUCCAGACAUUGGGAUACUCUCGAAGUAUCACUUUGCUUCUGACAGCUCCUCCGUACCUUCUUUCUUGCGUUGUUAUGAUGCUCAACGGCUUUCACUCUGAUAAAACCCAAGAAAGGUUUAAGCAUGUUUCAAUCCCCCUUGUGGUGUUGGUACUUGCGCAUAUACUUGCUUUGUCAACAACUGCAGUGGUGCCACGAUAUCUCGCGAUGCUAGCUCUCCCUUCAUCAUAUUCCUCCUCCAUUAUAGUCUCCCUUACUUGGAUAUCGGAAACGUUAAAUCAACCUCCUGAGAAACGAGCGGCUGCAAUCGCAUUUCUAAAUGCUGUCGCCCAUACUGCGAACGUUUGGACUCCUUACCUUUACACUAGUCCACCUCGCUACCUACUUGCUUUUAGCGUCAAUAUCGCUGCGGCACUUCUCGCGAUCAUAUCUUCUGCGUUUACAAGACAGCACUUGAAAAUAUUGAAUGAUGAAGAAGAGAAUGAAGGACGGAGGGGACAAUACAUCCUUUGA
Molecule: messenger RNA, 1290 nt
Organism: Cantharellus anzutake
Lineage: Eukaryota; Fungi; Basidiomycota; Agaricomycetes; Cantharellales; Hydnaceae
Product: major facilitator superfamily domain-containing protein
Exons: 11
Coding region: 1-1290 (429 amino acids)
Biological process (GO): transmembrane transport
Cellular component (GO): membrane
Molecular function (GO): transmembrane transporter activity
Source: RefSeq, a predicted model, not a curated record